AUGAACACAUUCAAUGCACCUACAACGCAAAUAAAUGCGAUUGAUAAAGUAACAACAGUGAAAUGCAAAUCCGUGGAUUUAGAAGGAUAUGUUAUUAUUGUUGUUCAAACUAAGGAUAAUAAAAUAAAAUUAUAUGGGUCACCAUCAGCGGGAAACUUCGACAACUUGGAGCUGGCUGACGAAAUAAUGGACGUCAACGAAACCAGGCUGGAAGACAUGUCUCGCACGGAAGUUUUGAGUCACAUACAUGAGUGUAUAUCAUCAUGUGUUAUCAAACUACGAGUUAAGAGGAGGAGUGAAACGAAAUUGUUAUCAGAUAUCGGCCAUAACAUAAUCCAGGAUGCUUUCCUCAUCGCGGUUGAGGAGCAGGCUCGGCAGCGGCUGCAGAGGCUGUCAGCUCUCAAACGGAUCACACCGGUUGAUAUGUCAAAACUCUCUUUAGAGUUAAACAGAAAAAAGCGUUCGCAAUCCGAGAGCAAAGAACUGAACGGGUACAUAGCCAACUCCACAGUGUACGUAACUUCUAUUAACGAAAACGGGGCUAUAGAAAGUAAACCAGUAAUAUCAUCACCAAAAUCACAGCCAAAAGCGCUCCAAGCGAAACCAGCGCCGGUCAUAGCCAACGGGAUCCAGGAGAAAGAGGAGAAUGAGAAGGAUUUAAGUGAUAAAUGUGAUAGUGUAGUGUUAAGUGACGCGUUGAAUGUGGCCAGAGAGCAUUUGAGUAACGGCAGAUGUGAAAAACUUUUGGGUGAAUCAGUGAAUAGGACGACUGGACAGGAUAAGUUGACGCCUGGUGAAAAUCGGUGA
Messenger RNA from Pieris macdunnoughi, 807 nucleotides. NCBI's taxonomy places the organism in Eukaryota, Metazoa, Arthropoda, Insecta, Lepidoptera, Pieridae. The record is from the annotation of a GenBank genome assembly.